UUAGGUUGGUGUACAUUGCCGUGCAGCUCACGUUGAUACCGUCGAUAGAAAACAUUGUACCGCAGGAGACCAACGCAGCACGAUUUUCGUGUAAACAUACCACACACCGGUCAUACAGGUUCUGCUCCUUCAUAUUGUCUUCAAUGCUGAAGAAGCAAAAUUGGCGAUACCAAGGUUGAUACAUGCCUUUGACAUAUUACACCAUCUCGCCAACCCUACACACCUUGGGAGUUCACAGUGACGUUUAGCACAACAACCGGUAACUGAGCGUUUGUUUAUGUUCCACUGUUCGUAUCCAGCCCGAAAGAUUGCCUUCCCGGCAGGACGAUGGCCGAAAUUGUCGCUGAAAUAACACGCAAAGGAGCGAUGCAAACCAUCAGGGAACAGGUGCCAGGCAAUAAGAUGAGCGAUUUGAUCGUCAGCCUCAAAGCGAUCAAACAAUCGACCAACGAGCUCAUGACAACGUUCGUUCAGGAAGAUUUACUUGGCGCACGCAAAGCAGAAUCCGAUGACGUUCAAGGAGAGGACGAGGUCACUUCGGCUUCAUCCGAAUCGGAGGCGAAUGAUGGAAUCGAGCGGAAGCGCCUUAAAACGUGACCUUUGAUUUGUUCUGAUUUUGGCGGCGGCUGUUGCGCAUGCAUUUCCAGUCAUGUUUCGGUUGCUAGGAAGCUAGUUAGGUUAGUCCCGUUCGGCCCUGUAACGAGGGAAAGGUGCGUUAAAAUA
Messenger RNA from Anopheles cruzii, 723 nucleotides. RefSeq lists its product as uncharacterized. Bases 328 to 597 code for a protein of 89 amino acids. Lineage: Eukaryota; Metazoa; Arthropoda; Insecta; Diptera; Culicidae. The transcript has 3 exons. The record is from RefSeq and is a predicted model, not a curated record.